CGAGGGGUGCGCAGAGGGAGGCGGGGCGGAAAGGCAAGAGGUGUCUCCUCCGGCGGAGCCGCGGGAGACCCGAGCAAGCUAAGUGACAGCUCGGCGGCCGCCAUGUCCGCGAAAGGGGCUGGAAGCCGACCCGGCGGCCAGCGGUAACCCUCGGGCCGCCUCCGAUUCCCAGUUGCAGGGAAACAACCAAGGGAAGAGGAAAAUCAGAGAUCACUGAGAAUCGACAGAGGUUAGAAAAUGAAGUAGUUUGUUCUCCUUCAGUCAUUGUAGACAUGGAAGGACUUUAAUGAAACUUUAUACGGUUCAACAAAGGAUGCUCUAAUGGAUGACGGUGAUACCCCUACAUAUAAUCUGCAGAUAGAACCAAAAGAUGGGUGUUCGCCUGGUGACAGCGUGGAAAGGACAGUAACAUGCUUGGCUCCUGUGUCAGAUGAAAAUGAAAAUCAGCUUGAUGGGGGUGGGCAGGAGCACCUGACCUGCAGUGACAGCGCAAUGGGAAAACCUGAAGUGUCUCAGCAGGACAGUCUCAACAAUAAUGAAAGUGUUACACCCAGCUGUGAGGCAGCUGCAGGUGAGAACUUGGAAAACACUCCUUGUGAAGGCCCCAAAGAUGGACAGACCUUCUUUGGAAAGGACAAAAAAACAGCUGGGAAAAGAAUUUCAAGAAGUAAAAGAGGCACUGUCAAGAAGAUACCACCAGGACUUUCAUCAGAAGAUGCUGCACCUUUAAUGCAAGAAAUGAUACAAAGUGCAUCCACUCAUGCUGCUGAUGAUGAAGAGGCUGCUGAAGUAAAUGCUAACGAUCAACCAGAAUCUCCAACACUAGUUCUGCAAUCUUUGUUCUCACUUAUACGAGGUGAAGUUGAACAGUUGGAUUCAAGAGCACUUCCCCUUUGCCUUCAUCAGAUAGCAGAAUCCUAUUUUCAGGAGGAGGACUAUGAGAAAGCAAUGAAAUUCAUUCAGCUUGAACGAUUAUAUCAUGAGCAAUUGCUUGCAAAUCUUUCUGCCAUUCAAGAACAGUGGGAAACAAAGUGGAAAACUGUACAGCCACAUACAGUUACAUCCCUAAGGAAUUCAGAAAAGGGAUUUAAUGGUGAAGAUUUUGAACGGCUUACUAAAUUUUGCACAACACAUCAAGAUCCUCUUUUAUCCAAGCAUAAGAUAGCAGCUGUAGAAAAAUCCCUGGGAAAAAAAUGCUUUCCACAGUUCAUAGCACCCGAAGAGCCAAAGGAAAGAGGAGCUACAGCCAAAGAGUCGGAGAGUGAACCGAGUACCAACCAAGAAAGCCAACAGCAAGAGGAUCCCCAGGAGAGCAGUCCCUGCUGUGAUCCCAUGGACAAGCAGGCAGUCACUGCAGCAAAGGACCACACGGAGGAGCCGCUCCUCAGCACGGAGGCCACGCUGGAGCUCCACGCCCAGUCCUCGGAGACAGCCAGAAGCAGGUCUGGGCCAGGCUCUGCCGAGAAUGCUUGUGCGGAUAAUAGCUGCUUGCAGCUGGCUCAGCCAGAGGACUGCCCAGAUGUGGCCACAACAGGGGGCGUUGCUGAAGACCCUGAGGCUGUACCUCCCAGCCAGGAAGCCACAGAGCCACUGAUUUUACCAGGUCCUGCGCUGAUUUCGGAGGACAGAUAUUCACAGACUCGGAGAAAAGAACUCCAUUUACCACUUCAGGAUGCUUCUGAGGCGUUGCCCACAGGCCAACUUGAGAACAAUGAAUUAAAUGAGCGGCAGCAACCUGAUCCCUCAGACAGUGAUGGGAAAUCGCUGCAUGGUCAGACUGACUCAGAGGGCUCCGGGAAUGCACUUUGUGAAAAGAAUGAAAUAUCUGACUUAAGUGCACGGCUGCCUGAGGUGUUUAUGGCCCCAGAGGAAAAGGGAGAUGAGGAAGACCAAGUCAAUAAAGAAACCGAAGACUAUUUGAACAGCCUUCUGGAAGGGUGCUUAAAAGACUCUGAAGAAGAUUCCCUUUCAUAUGAAGACAACCCAGACCUUUCUCCUGAGGAAGGGUCCUACAGCCUCCAGGAGAAUCUGCCUUCCGAUGACAGCUGUCUUUCUCUGGAUGAUCUUGCCAAAAGGAUACAAAUUGCAGAGGUUGUCCCCGCUGAAGGCCUGGUCUCUAUAUUAAAGAAGAGGAAUGAUUCUGUAGGGGAUCCUUCUGCCCAGAUGCAGAAGUCAUCCAAGCGAAGAGUGAGAUUUCAAGAAAUAGAUGAUAACUUGGAUCAAGAUGAAGUUGGAAGUGGAUCCUGUAUUUUACUGAUCUUGCUGUGCAUAGCAACGGUUUUCCUUAGUGUUGGAGGCACUGCAUUAUACUGCACUUUCGGUGACAUGGAGUCACCUGUUUGUACAGACUUUGCAGACAACGUGGACUUCUAUUACACUAAGUUACUGCAGGGAAUGGCAGAACUUAAACACUGGAUCUACCUCUCCUAGCAGCAUUCAAGAGGGACAAGCAUGCUGGCAGUGAGAAUGAAAGAUGUGAAACUUUCUAAAUCUCUUUUAUUUCAGGAGUUCUGUAACCUUCCCCCUGUACCCGCAGUGAGGAGCCAAGGAUGUCAGAAAGAGUGACUCUAAAUGGCCAUCCAGAUGAACCAUGUUACAAUCUUUCAUAUAAUGAGGCAAAAAUUAAUCUAAGCAGAGUGGAUGGAAGGAAAUAUCUCUGCGGAGCUUCCCCAGCUCCUCUUCCCUGCCUCCCAGUGUGGGAGGUACACUGAACAGAGUUGUACAGGACAGUCUUGGAACCACACUGUUUUUUAGCUAUCUUGUCAGGCUAAUGGUUAAAGGAUAAUUUGGGUUUACAUUUGUUGGUCCAUAGACAUUGCUUCCAGUCAUCAUGCAAUAAGUUUGUGUACUCGAAUUACGUUAAGAAUUUCAAGGUCAUUUUUUAGUUAACCUUGGGAGCUAUGUAGUUUAGGAUUUUUUUCCAUUAUUUUCAGAUCCUGUUUUCCACUUGUGAAAUUGUUUGGUGUGUGUGUGUAUGUUUCAGGCAGUUAUCAUGAGCAAAUAUCAGACAUAGAGUAACAGAUUAUCUUUAUUCUUUUAUCUUGACUAUAAUGUGCAGGCACAAAUCUAUGAAGAAGGCUUAACCAUGGACUAGAUGAACUGUAGAAAUCUUGGCCCUGAAGUGAGGAACUGUGACAGAUAUGUGUUAAUUUAAUGUGAUUAAGUAGACAGAAAUUAAUCACAGGCAUGGAGGCAAAAUUGAAGAACCUCCCCCCGCCCCCCCCAGCCUCGGAGUCUCAGGCAGCCGCCUCGUCAUGGACUCAGUGCUGAAAUGAUGAGUGCUGGACUCCGCUCACUGCAGCAGAUGCUCAUCGGGCACCUGUUACACUCAGAGUCUAAGACCCAGACACAAAUAUAAAUAAGAUGGAGUUCCUGCUACUGAUGCUUUAAUUCUGGUCUUAUGUAAGGAAAACCAGUACUUCGGCAAGUGAAAUUAAGUCACCAUAUAUAAAUCAGUAUUAAGAUAUCAUACAUUCAAGUGCUUGAAUGUACAAUCAUAUCACGGGCUUGAUUUACUCUGUUGUGGGGUCAUUAAGUGAAAAUUCAGUGAUACCUUAGUAGGCAAAUUGUCAUUUGUGUUUAAAUCUGUCAAUUAGGCGGCCUUUCCUUAUUGCAGAUACAGUGGUCCCACGUUUAGGAAGCCUUCCUUGCUUUGACUUUUUAUAUCUUACGCAGCAUUUUAAAAAAAAACAUGAAUUAUAGUUUUUUAGCCAGGUGAUUAUGAUUUCCUGUUUUUCUUUUAGGAUCAUUUGGAAGAAAAAGGGGGGAAUUACUUCCUAGUUAUUACUGGCUGGUUCAGUACCUCCCUGUGUGUUUUUGCUUAUUUAUUUAGGUUGUAUGAAUUUUAAAGGGCUUUUUAUGUAAGUUGAAAGUAUGUUGCAGAGCAUGGGUUUGCUUAUCCCAAUGUUAGAUAUUUAAUUACUGUGUUCUUAGUGUUUUGAUUUUCUCUCAUUCAGAUUGGUGUGUUUUUAGGCUUGUUUAUUUUAAAAUGGAUGUUUCAUUUUCACUUUAUAUUACUGUUUGAUUUGUCUAUCAUGUCACUAUAAACUGUAAUAUUUUCAAGGGUUAUAGAUCAAAGCUAUUUAUUUAGAAGUGUACAAGAUACUGAAAUUUAGAUUCCUUAUGCCUAAGGCUGAUUUUAUUAGAAGAUUAUUUUAAUGUUCUAUUAUGAAUUUUAAGAAUUUAUAUUCAAAUUGUAUGUAAACUAUGUAAAAUGAUCAACGGUACUAUCUUAAGUGGCUCUGUAAAACAGCCAUCCACGGGGUCUAGUGUAGUCAUAGCCAGCCUCUUCUGUUUGACCCUCAUACUUCCUAGUUACAGAAAUUUGGUGAUGCUUAUCUGCCAAUUUUGUGUCAAGAUAAGUUAAUUUUGUCCCUCCUGUUCACCUCUGUCAGGUCCCUCUCAGAGUCCUAGAUAUAGUUGUUGUAUUUGCCAAUGGGUCACCAGGGCCACUUCUGAAACCCAAGAUUUCCUGGGAUCCUUCACACCAAAGUGAAAGAAGGAAGAUGAUGCUUUGGUCAUCAGGCUCAGAGAAGCUGUGGUACGUCCUCCCCACUGCCCAGGGGCGGUGAGCUGAGCACAGGAGCACAUUAAUAUCUUGACCCAAGAUAGGCAUGAAGUCUCAACUAGAAAAAUUAAGUCAGCUUUUAAAGAUGUAAUAGUCAUUUAUCGCAUGAGUUGGAGUAAUUCCACCUGAUGGUGAAAGGAUUGUUAGCUACACACAUGAAAAAGUUCACCCAACUUUACUAAAAUGUAAUUUCUACUGUUAUUGGAAUAUACCCACAACUCUCUGUAACCAAUCUUCCUUAAGAACUGUAUUUGAGGGUAUCAAAUCAAGCUUGUGAUUUAAAAUUUACACCAACAAAUAUGUCUCAGAGAGUUUAUUUGAAACCCCAUGGGUGCUGAGAAAAACUACUUAAAAGUAGCAUAAUGUCAGAAGCUGCUCUGGCCCUAGGAAGAGAGAGACAUCUACUUUGGGAAGUCUAAGAGGUCCCUACAUAAAGGCUCCUCUACUGAAAUAUCUCCCUCAUCAGCCUGACAUAGGAGCUGAAAAUCACUCUGAAAGUUUGUUCUUUUAGACUGAAAAAUCAAAAUCCUCAGGGAGAUUUACUUCGUUGGGCUGUGUAUUAGAAGUGGGAAGGAUGAGAUUUGAAGGUGAGCCUUAUUUUGAAAGGACAACUGUGAAGUGUAUCUUGCUGGCGUGGUGAGAGGUUGUGGCACGAGAGUGGCAGGGAUGGAGAAAAAGAGGGAAGGUAGGAAAAAUGCGAAGAUUCGUUAUCUGCUAAGUUGUUUUGCUGAAGCUGGCCUUGUGGCACAUUCCCCCAAUCCAGAGACCGUAUUUUUAUCUUUUUGUUGGUUUCUUUAGGUUCAGUGAAUAUUAAUUCAGUCUUACGCACUACCUUAUGACGUACCUGUGGCAUUCCACGUUAACGCGUUUGCUGCUUAGAUCAGUAAACACAUAUCCCUCAAGGACAGGUCUUACAACUCCCACUUUGGUUGCAUUUUAUCAUGUUCCCUCUGUCAUCAAGAAUAAGAGUGAUUCUAGGAUUUACGGCACAAAUUCUACUGCAAUCUGCGAUUUUAGAAACCUCAUAGGGAAAUAUUCGUUGAGUUUCAAGUACCAGCCCUCUGAAAACUACAGUGAAUUAAACAUUUCCUAGUACUAUUUAAAUCCCCCUGGGCUUAAGGCACUGAGAGAAGAGAUGCAGUAACUAUGAACAUCUCUCCUCCUUGGUAGAAGACAUUACGGUUAAACUUGACUUACAUUACCCUGAGAUGAGUGCCAAACUGUGAGCAGCAGAGUUUAUUGCUGUCUAUACCUGGAGAGAUAUUUGAAUGCCUGCAGGGUGCUUAGCACUGAAGUGAGUGCUGGGGCACCAGAAACAGGAAGUGAUACCAGCCUAAAGAAUUGGCACUUGCUGAGGGAAAUAUAUUUGUGAAGAGAAAAUUUGAAAGAAGAAACCAGGAAGCAUGCUACUCAUGGGGAUAGAAAAUUGAAUUCAUUCUUUCCUAACAUGUCAAGCCCUAGCAAGUUGAUUGGAAUCUUGAUAGCUAUCUUUCUUCAUAGCCUGAGGUUUGUAAUUAUUAGCUGGGAAUUACCACUUUUCACUUUUAGUUAACACUUGUGCUAUUAGUAGUCCCCAGGUUUCCCAGUGGUGGAAAGUGUCUCUCUAAGAGCUGUCUUCAAACUUGAAAGUCUGAAUUAAGGGGCAGGCAUGUGGCACAGUAGUUAAGAUACCAUUUGGGAUGCCUGCACCACAUGUUGAAGCACCUGGGUUCAAGUCCAGGCUCCUCUGGCUUCCAUUCUAGUUUCCUGCUAAUGUGUACCCUGGAGUUAGCAGAUGAUGGCUCUAGUACUUAGGUUCCAGUCACCCACAUCAAAGAUCCAGAUUGAGUUCUGGGCUCCUGACUUUGUCCUGAGCCAGCCCCAGCCAUUGGGACCAUUUGGGGAGUAAACCAAUGGAUUGGAAUUCUCUCUCCAUCUCUCUGCCUUUCAAAUGAAGUGAAAAUAAAUUUUUUAAAAAAUUGUGAAGUCUAAAUUGAAAACCUUCUCAUCUCACAAAGAAAAUUCCUGAAUUUACUAGUAUAUUCUAUCAAUCAUUUAGUUAAGAAAAUAUGCCAUUUCAUUUUAUCAGAUUAGUGCAGGUUGAAUGUCCCUUAUUCAGAAUGCCUGGUCACUAGGAGCUUAUCAGAUUUUGAAGGGACUGUUUUGGAUUUUGGAAUAUUUGCAUAGAUGUUACUGGUUGAGCAUUCCUAAUCUGAUGCUCAAAAAUUUUAGAUUUUGGAGCAUUUUGUAUUCCAUGUUUUCAAAUUACAGAUCCUCAGCCUAUUUUAUUUUACUUUAUUUUUUAAAGAUUUAUUUUGUUUAUUAGAAAGAGGUAAAGACGGGGGGCAGGGGGAAUCUUCCAUCUGCUGGUUCACUCCACAAAUGGCCAAAAUGGCCAGAGCUGAGCUGAUCCAAAUCUAGGAGACAGGAACUUCUUGCAGGUCUGCCACAUGGGUGCAGGGGCCCAAGGACUGGGGCCAUUCUCCACUGCUUUCCCAGGAGCAUUAACAAGGAGCUGGAUCAGAAGUGGAGCAGCCAGGACUUGAACUGGCACCCAUAUGGGAUGCUGGUGCUGCAGGCUGGGCUUUAACCUGCUGCACCUGACAGUGCCAGCCCCAGCCUAUUUUAUUUUGAUGCCAAAACCAAGGACAACAAAAAGAAAGUAAGGCCAAUAUCACUCAUAAACUUAGACACAAAAAUCCUUAACAAAAUAGUAGAUCAAACCUGAAAGUUUAUAAAAAGGAUAGAGUAUACUAGCAUGAUUAGAUGAGAUUUAUCCCAAUAAUACAAUGUUGGUUUCAUAUUCAAAAAUCACUCAGUGUGAUACACAAGUUUAGCAAGCUGAAAAAAAAUUCCUCAGAAUCAUGGCAAAUGCAUAAAAUUCACACACAUUCAAGGUAAGUACUCAGCAAACUGGAGCUAGAAGUGAUCUUCCCCAACUUUUGAUAAAGGCCAUGUAUGAAAAAGCAGCAGCUGAUAUUAAACAUUCAAUGGAGAAAGACUAAAUGCUUUUCUUCCUAAGAUCAGGAACAAGGCAAGGGCGACUUCUACUUAACAUUGUACUGGAGGUGCUGUAGAAGAGAAAGAAAGGCAUCCCAAUUAGACACGAUUAUACAGAGAGGCCUAAGGGAUCUACAAAACAGAACUAGAAUAAAUAAGUUUAGAAAGGGCACAGGAUCAGAGCCGGCACUGUGGCAUAGCAGGUAAAGCUGCCACCUGUGGCACUGGCAUCCCAUAUGGGCACCAGUUCAAGACCAGGCUGCACCACCACUUAUCCAGCUCUCUGCUAUGGCCUGGGAAAGCAGUGGAAGAUGACCCAAGUCCUUGGACUCCUGAACCCACAUGGGAGACCCAGAAGAAGCUCCUGAUUUCCAGUCGGGCCAGCUCCAGCUAUUGUGUCCAUUUGAGAAGUGAACCAGCAGAAGCAGAUGGAAGAUCUCUUUCUGCCUCUGCCUCUGCCUCUGCCUCUCUAUAACUCUUUCUUUCAAGUAAAUAAGUAAAUAUUUUUAAAAGAUGGCACAGGAUGCAAGAUCAGCACACAAGAAUAUCCAUAGUAUUUCUGCAUGUUGGAAGUUUUAAAAUUCAUGAAUACUGAAAAAUUAAUUUUAUUUGUAAUAGCAUCAAAAACAAAUACAAAUUUGACAAAAUAUGUGCAGAACAUGUACACUGAAAUCUGUAUAACAAGCUGAAAGAAGACCUUAAAUAAAUGGAGACAAACUCUGCUGUUGGAUUAGAAGACUCGGUGUUAUUGAGAUGUUCUCUCCAAACUGAUCAAAAUUCCAGUGUGUUCUUGGAAACUGACAGGCUAAUUUUAAAAUUUAGAUGGAGAUGGAGAUGGCUUAGAAGACAGUCAAUGAAAUUUUUAGAACAAAAUCAAAGAACUUACACUUCCUAAAUACAAGGCUUACUGAUACAGUAGUCAAACCGUGGUGUAGCGAAGGGACAGUCCCAAAAUAGACCUGCAUGUAUGCUUCAAGGACCUACAAAGGUGCUAAGGCAAUUCGGUGGGGGAAUGGGAAGUAUUUUUAACAAAUGUGGUGGGAAAAUCAUAUAUCCCCUUGGGGGAGGGGAGAAGAACAUAGACACAAAAAUGAGCUUGAAAUGAAUGGAUCUAAAUGUAAAAAAACAACUAGAAAAUAGGAGAAAAUCUUUGUAGCCUCUGGUAAGUCAAGAUUUCUUAAAACUCGAAACACACAAACCACCAAAAGCUGUUUUUUAAAUGACAUGGUUUGGAAAAUGAGAAGGCAAGCUGAAGUUUGGGAGAAAAUAUUCACUCUAGAGUAUAGAAAUGUUAUACAACUCAAUAUUGUAAUGAGUUAAUUUAAAAACUCUGGCACCCUUUACAAAAGAAAAUAGACUGAUGGAUAAUGACCACGUGAGAAUGUGCCGAGUAUCGGGUAUCAGUAGUCAUCAAGAAAAUACAUAUUGAUGAGACAUCGCUACACACCAACUAAAAUGACCAAAAUUUUAAAAACUGGCAUUACCCCUAGAAGUUAAAGAGUAGCUUAACCUAAGAAAAUGUAAUAUAUUCACAGAACAAAGGGGAUAAAACAUGAUUAUCUCAAUGGAUUCAGAAAAGACAUUCUAACAUCCUUUCGUGGUAAAAACCCUCAGUGUGCCAGAAACAAAAGGUGUGUCUUCAACAUUUAUAAAAGACAGCUAACAUCAUAUUGGUAAAAGACAGAAGGUUUUCCCUCUUAGAUGAGGUAGUCAAGGCAAGGAUGUUUUCACUGCUGCUAUUUAACAUCAUACUGGAAGUUCUGAAGUGAAACCAUUCACAGAUGACAUGUUCAUAUUCUACAAAUUCCUGAGAAGUCCACAAGGAAGCUACUAGAACUAGGAAAUGGAUUCAGCAAAGUUGCAGGGUAGGAGAUUAACAUUCAGCAAAAUGGAUGGAGCCAGAGGUCAUCUCUUGCAGGAAAUAAGUCAGAUACAGGAAAACAAACACCUCAUGUUCUUCCUCGUAUAUGGAUGCUAAAACAUAUGUUUUUAGUAAAUACAGUGUUUAUUAACUAGAGGCAGAAGGACUGGGAGGGAUAGAGUUUGGAUUUUAAAGGAGGGGAGAGCAUCUUUAUGGUACAGUGGGUUACACCAGUGCUUGGCACACUAGCAUCCCAUAUCACAGUGUCAGUUCAAGUUCCAGCUGCUCCACUUCCAAUCCAGCUCCCUGCUAAUGUGCCUGGGAAAGCAGUGGAAAAUGGUUCCAAUGCUUGGGUCCCUGUAAUACUUGUGAAAAGAUGUUUAGCAUCAGUCACUGUUUUUUUGCAGGUACAGGUUAUUAACACCAUAAGAUUAAUAAAACACAUGCUGCAACGUAGAUGAAUACUGAAAACAUGCUGAGUAGAAUAAGCCAGACACGAAAGAACAAGUAUUAGAUGAUUGCACUCAUAUGAAACAUCUACAAAAGGCAAACUCAGAGAAAGUAAAUUAGACUCUCCUAGGGGCUGGAAGAAGGGGAAAAUGGGGAGUUACUGUUUCAUUCUUUUUGUUUGGGGUGAUGACAAAAUUGUAGAAAUUGAUAAUGGUUGGGGAUGAUUGCACAACACUGAAUGUAGUUUAUGGCACUGAAUCGUACACUUCAAAAUGGCCAAUUUUAUGGUACAUAGAUUUUUCCAAACACACAG
Messenger RNA from Lepus europaeus (European hare), 10170 nucleotides. It is a transcript of the gene CNST, whose product is annotated as consortin, connexin sorting protein. The transcript is spliced from 11 exons. Gene Ontology annotation, biological process: positive regulation of Golgi to plasma membrane protein transport. Lineage: Eukaryota; Metazoa; Chordata; Mammalia; Lagomorpha; Leporidae. The record is from RefSeq and is a predicted model, not a curated record. Gene Ontology annotation, cellular component: transport vesicle; trans-Golgi network; plasma membrane. The coding region runs from base 322 to 2430 and encodes 702 amino acids. Gene Ontology annotation, molecular function: connexin binding.